GGAAAUGCUGGGAUAAAUGUGAAGGACAGAGCGCUCCACUAAAUCGGACAAAAUGGUUGAUCAUCUCCUGGGAACCUGGAAAUCAACCUCAUGUGAAAACUUUGAUGCAUACAUGAAAGAAUUAGGAGUCGGCUUAGCCACCAGGAAACUGGGCACGCUGGCCAAACCCAGCAUGACCAUCAGUGCUGACGGCGAUGUGGUAACCAUCCAAACCAAAAGUGCCUUUAAAAAUAAUGAGAUCUCUUUUAAGCUUGGUGAGGAGUUUGAUGAAACCACACCAGAUGACCGGAAAACCAAGAGCAUUGUGACCUUAGAAAAUGGGUCAUUAAAUCAGGUCCAGAAUUGGGAUGGCAAAGAGACCACAAUAAAGAGACAAGUGGUAGAUGGGAAAAUGGUGGUGGAAUGCACCAUGAAUGACAUCACCUGCACUAGGAUCUAUGAGAAAGCCUGAAGAAACUCUGUUAGUACCCUGCUUGACUAAAAAUUGGAG
Malaclemys terrapin pileata is the source of this 490-nucleotide messenger RNA. RefSeq names its product myelin P2 protein-like. The record is from RefSeq and is a predicted model, not a curated record. Gene Ontology annotation, biological process: fatty acid transport. Gene Ontology annotation, cellular component: nucleus; cytosol. Gene Ontology annotation, molecular function: fatty acid binding. The transcript is spliced from 5 exons. Bases 53 to 451 code for a protein of 132 amino acids. Lineage: Eukaryota; Metazoa; Chordata; Testudines; Emydidae.